GCAAAGCCCCUCAUUUUGGCAGAAAGUACCAUGUCGACCAGCCGCAAGCUAAAGACUCAUGGCAUGAGGAGAGGCAAGAACCGCGCUCCUCACAAGGGCGUCAAGAGAGGUGGAAGUAAGAGAAAAUACCGGAAGAGCGUCCUGAAGAGUAGAAAACGGGGCGAUGAUGCAAGUCGCAACUACCGAUCCCACUUGUGAUGCGGCCAUGAGCUCUGCCCUGGUGGCCUUCAAACACAGGGCAGCAACAUGAGGACAUCAGAGGGGGACUGCCAAAGAGAUCUGAAAUUAGACCAAAAGCCAGAGAAAGAUCCUAUCAGAGUGGGUAAAUGCCAGUCGUGAUGAAAUUCGGAAUGUAUAUGUUGGCUGUUUCUCCCCAACAUCAAUAACAUUUUGAAAACAAAUAAAAUUGUGAAAAC
Mus pahari (shrew mouse) is the source of this 416-nucleotide messenger RNA. RefSeq names its product transition protein 1 (gene Tnp1). The transcript has 2 exons. Gene Ontology annotation, biological process: spermatogenesis; chromatin remodeling; spermatid nucleus elongation. Gene Ontology annotation, cellular component: nucleosome; male germ cell nucleus. The record is from RefSeq and is a predicted model, not a curated record. The coding region runs from base 31 to 198 and encodes 55 amino acids. Lineage: Eukaryota; Metazoa; Chordata; Mammalia; Rodentia; Muridae. Gene Ontology annotation, molecular function: DNA binding.